UCGCAAGGGUUGUUAUGUAAUUUAAGGUUUUACUCUGUUUCUUACGUUAAGGUUAAAAGAAGAUUGGUUGUUUGCAGAAAUUCCUCAGAGAAAACAGAAAGAAGAAGAAGAAGAUAGAAAUACACCACAACACAACUAACUCGCACUGUAACGUUCAUCUCUGCAACACUUGUUCUUCCCCUCUCUCUCUCUGGCUUUCCAUUUUUGCUCUGUUUUGAGUAAAGGGGGGAGAGUAGAAAUGUUAUCAAGGAUAAAUGGAGCUGCUGCUUCUGUAUGGAUGGAAGAUGAAGGAGGAGAUGGAGAAGAAGACUCAAUUUCAUGGACAAGAAAUGUUAACAACAACAACAACAACAACAACAACAACAACUUAGUAGUACUAGGAGGAGGAGGAAAUGGUAAUGGAAUAGUAGAGAAUUGUAACAAAGAGGAUGAAAUGGGUUCAUUAUCAACAUUCAAAUCAAUGUUAGAAGAUGAUGAUACUUGGUAUAUCAACACUGCUAAUCAAAACCCAAACCACCAUCACCAUGAUUUUCAAACUCAUCAUCAAGAAAUGGGGGGUAAUUUCUCUACUUCUUCUCAUCAUCAUUCUCAUAAUCCAAUUGCUUCAGAUAAUCUGUUAAUACACUCAGUUGAUUCAUCUUCAUCAUGUUCACCAUCCUCAGUUUUCAAUAUCGACCCAUCAUCAUUCUUACCACCACAACAACAAAAAUCAAGUUUAUCUUCAUUACUCAACGUUGUUUGCAACAACAACAACAACAACUCAUUUGAUGCUACCACUUUUGAUUUAAGUAGUUGUGAACCAUCUUUUCUGAAUCAUCAUCAGACCACCACAAAUAUAACUAGUUUCAAUAACUUAAUCACCCAGAACACUUCUUCAAUGGUUGAUACUCAAUUUGGUCUUGGUGGUGGUGGGACUAGUUUUGGUUUCAACUCAAUGAGUAGUUUUAAUGGGGGUUUUGAUCAAACUCCUAAUGCGUUGUUUCUGAAUAGUAGUAGGUCCAAGACUUUGAGACCACUUGAGAUAUUUCCUCCAGUUGGUGCACAACCAACAUUGUUUCAAAAGAGAGCUGCCCUUAGACAGAAUUCAGAUAAGGGAGGAGGAGGAGGAUUAAUGAAUCUAGAGAUGUUAAGUUCAGUUGAUAAUAACAAGGGAAAGAUGAGCCAGGACAAUUGGAGGAAGUUUAGUAACGAAGAGGAGGAUUUUGAUGAAGCUAGUAUUGAUGGGUCUGGUUUGAAUUAUGACACUGAUGAAGCUAUGGAAGGUAAUAAUAAUAAGAUUGGUGAGAGUGUGAAGAAUAGUGGGGGGAAUAACUCUAAUGCAAAUAGUACUGUUACCGGUGGUGGUGGUGAUCAGAAAGGCAAGAAAAAGGGACUUCCGGCUAAGAAUUUGAUGGCUGAAAGACGGCGGAGGAAGAAGCUUAAUGAUAGGCUUUACAUGCUAAGGUCUGUUGUUCCUAAGAUUAGCAAGAUGGAUAGGGCUUCAAUUUUGGGGGAUGCAAUUGAAUACUUGAAGGAGCUUCUCCAAAGGAUUAAUGACCUUCAUAAUGAACUAGAGUCGACUCCUCCUGGUACUUCGUUACCACCUUCAUCGAGCUUUCACCCUUUGACGCCUACCCCACCUACUCUGCCAUGUCGCGUCAAGGAAGAACUCUGCCCGAGCUCAUUGCCAAGCCCAAAUAGCCAACAACCUGCCAGGGUCGACGUAAGAGUAAGAGAAGGAAGAGCUGUCAACAUACAUAUGUUUUGCUCUCGGCGACCUGGUCUUUUGCUCUCGACGAUGAGGGCUCUAGAUGGCCUUGGGAUAGACAUCCAGCAGGCUGUCAUCAGCUGUUUUAAUGGGUUUGCACUGGACGUUUUUCGAGCUGAGCAAUGCAAGGAAGGGUUGGAUGUUCCCCCUGAAGAAAUCAAAGCAGUACUCUUAAAUUCAGCAGGCUUCCAUGGUAUGAUAUAGAGCAUUCACAUAACAGUACAAGGAGGAAAUUUGCGCUAUAAAAGAAAAAAAUUUAACUGCAGAAGACGAUUGCAAUGUGUAAAAUGUAUAACCUUCCUCAAGAAAGUUUGCUAAUUAGGUUUAAAUCAUGUUUAAUAACAAAGUACUUGUGUGUUAAUUAGGUUGAAUUCAUGUUUGGUAGUGUUUGUUUUGUAGGGGGGCCAUUCCCAUUUGUAAGUUAAAGAGAGGCAUGAUAACAAAUGUAGCCAAAAACACAUUCUAUCCUUUUCAGCAA
Papaver somniferum (opium poppy) is the source of this 2225-nucleotide messenger RNA. Its product is annotated as transcription factor ICE1-like. Gene Ontology annotation, biological process: regulation of DNA-templated transcription. The record is from RefSeq and is a predicted model, not a curated record. Gene Ontology annotation, cellular component: nucleus. Lineage: Eukaryota; Viridiplantae; Streptophyta; Magnoliopsida; Ranunculales; Papaveraceae. Gene Ontology annotation, molecular function: protein dimerization activity; DNA-binding transcription factor activity; sequence-specific DNA binding. The transcript has 4 exons. The coding region runs from base 239 to 1951 and encodes 570 amino acids.